GUUACUUUAAAAAGAAUACUUAAUUUAAAUCAAAUACUGUGAUUAGUUUCAUCGAAUAAUAAGAAAAACAUCUAAAUCAAAUACAUUAUAAAAUGAGUGUAGAAGUUUCCUAAAAUUUUGAAAUAAACGAUUUAAAAUAAAUGUUUGUUUCUGUCUCUUUAGCAGAAGAAGAUAGAGAAUUACUUGCAUUUUUAGCUGGUACUUAAUACGCGUAUGGCAAGGUCGAGAGGAGUUCAUUAAGUGGUUUAAUUGCUUAGAUAUCUGAUUUAUUAUAGAUAUCAUAACAAAAGGGCUAAAAUGAAAUUAAACAAGAAUUAUUUGCAUCUCUGGUAAAUAACACAUAAUAAGAACCUAUUAGAUACAUCGAAGACCUCUCCAAAAGCAUAAACUAAUAAAAUAUGAGCAUAAAUAAUAGUGAGUCAAAUAAUUAAGAUGAAAAAUCUUUUUAAGAUGAUGAAAAUGUAGAGGAAGAAGAAAAAUAAAAGGAAGUAAAUGAUAAUUAAGACAAAUUAAAUGACAUUACAUUCAAUGAAAAAUAAAAUAAUUAUUAUAUGUGCAAUAUAUGCUUUGAUUAAACAGAGAGUGAGUAAUUUUAUUACUUAGAUUGUAAUCAUGUUUCUCAUUAGUAAUGCUUGGAGAAUUACUUAAAAAAAUAAAUAAAUUCAGACAAUUUUUGGAUAUAAUGUCCUCAUACUGACUGCUGUUACUAAAUUCCAUAACACAUCUUAAGUGAAGUUUUAAAUAAAGAAGAAUUUGAAGCGUAUGAACUAAAAUCACUAACAGCAUUUUUUAGUUAGGAUUAGGCUCUUAUGAAAUCAUGUCCUACUUAGAAUUGUGAAUUUACUUUUCCAAAUGAAGAUAAUUUAACAAAACUUGAUUGCCCAUUUUGUAAUAAGAUCUACUGUUUAGUUUGCAAUUGCUUGUUUCAUGAAAAUUUAACUUGCGAGGAGUAUUAAAUGUCACUCAAUAGUUCACAAUCGAAAGACAAAAUAUCAGAUAAGAAUUAAGACAUAUCUACUUAAAAUACUAAAAUAGAUACUGAAUAAAUAUAAAUGGAAAUAAACUAAAUUUAAGAGCUAAAGGAUGAUGAUGAUUGGGACUGUGAAAUAUGUUACGAAAAUAUGAUAAGUCAAGAAUACAUGUCUCUUAUUUGUGAUCAUAUUUUCCAUAAAAAUUGUUUAGCUAAAUAUUUUACUUCCUAAAUAAACGAAAAGAAAUUUCCUUUAAAGUGUCCAAAUUCUAAUUGCAUUAUUCCUAUCGUAUAGUAGGAUUUAAGACAAGUAUUGAAUAAAAUUGAAAUUUAAAGAUAUGAGAAAUUUAGCUUGUAAAAUUAUAUUGACUCAAACGCAGAUGAAAUAUCUUGGUGUCCUACUCCGAACUGCGAAUUUGCUUUCAUUACAGAGAAAGAUUAAAACUAUCUUAAUUGCCCUAAAUGUAAUAAGUCUUAUUGCUUAAAUUGCAAAUGCGAUUUUCAUGUUGGAUAAACUUGCUAAGAAUAUAAAAUAUCUAACAACUUUUCAGAAGAUGAUUAGAAAUUUGAAUAAUUUGUGGCUGGCUAAAAAUUUAAGUAAUGUUCAAAAUGCAAAAUGUGGGUUGAAAAAAACUAAGGGUAACCUAUCAAUUAAUUCUUU
Tetrahymena thermophila SB210 is the source of this 1631-nucleotide messenger RNA. RefSeq names its product IBR domain protein. The annotation marks the transcript as partial. The transcript is spliced from 6 exons. Gene Ontology annotation, cellular component: ubiquitin ligase complex. The record is from RefSeq and is a predicted model, not a curated record. Lineage: Eukaryota; Ciliophora; Oligohymenophorea; Hymenostomatida; Tetrahymenidae. Gene Ontology annotation, biological process: proteasome-mediated ubiquitin-dependent protein catabolic process; protein linear polyubiquitination. Gene Ontology annotation, molecular function: zinc ion binding; ubiquitin-protein transferase activity; ubiquitin binding.